This is a messenger RNA of Perca flavescens (yellow perch), 7914 nucleotides long. RefSeq names its product carbonic anhydrase XVI b (gene ca16b). The transcript is spliced from 30 exons. The record is from RefSeq and is a predicted model, not a curated record. Gene Ontology annotation, biological process: protein dephosphorylation. NCBI's taxonomy places the organism in Eukaryota, Metazoa, Chordata, Actinopteri, Perciformes, Percidae. Gene Ontology annotation, molecular function: protein binding; protein tyrosine phosphatase activity. Bases 664 to 4926 code for a protein of 1420 amino acids.
CAUUCAGCAAAUCCGAGAACCGCCUCCCCUCCCUCCGCUGCUCCCGCCCCGCGCUGGCUCCCUCUCACGCGCAGUCUGAGUCUGUCCUGUAGGAUGGGACCAGCAGCCACAUAUCCAUGCAUGCCUGACCGCUAGUCCACUUCCUGGAUGGAAGAAUGGGACAUUUCCAGCACCACUUUUCUUCGCGUUACCCUUCGUCACGCUGAUGCCGCGGAUAACCACUUAAUAAUGACCACGUGUAAUCAAUAUUAUUCGACUACUUUUUCCCCCCUGUAGUUAAAGACAGUGAUUGCCGAUUUACCCCUCUCCACUACGGGAAUGUUGCUAUGUGGAAGCCCGCUACAGGCACGGUGGAGUCCAACACGUUUUGGAAUGCUUUUGCACUGCCACGGUGUGCGUAUCGUUUUAUUCCUCGAAGCUAAAAACAGCCUCUGCUCGGGCUGGAGCCGAAUAAAUUUGUCUUUUUAAAAGAAACGGCGACUCUCUGCAGCCGAACCGCUAACCAUUACUUUGAUGCGCUGCCUUCGUGGCUGCUGUGCCAACUUCGUUUCUGUUUCGGUCGUGUGUAUGUGAUUUUUUUUUUUUUUUUUUUUUAAAGAAGAGAAAAGACUCAAAAACUUUCUCACCCGUUGCCUUCUUGUUGCUCUCGAUGAAUAGUCUAACAUGCGGACAAUACGGGAACCGAGUUAUUGGUGGAUUUUAUCCUUAAUGUUUUUAACCUUGCCCAAACACAAAGACUGUCAUCCUGUUGCAUCGAGUGACCAACCUCACCAUGCUGGAGUCGGGCGUCAUGGGAGCACCGGCGUAAUGAGGGAGAGGAGGGCAGCUGGUGACCCCUACUGGUCCUAUUCAGGAAGCCAUGGACCUCGAAGCUGGGCAGCCUCAUACCCAGAAUGUGCUGCGAACAACCAAUCACCUGUGGACAUUGCAGAUGAACAAGCAUUGGUUUCGGAGGAGUACCAGGAGCUGGUGCUCGACAAGUUCAACGCUGAAUCCUCCAACCAGACCACCAUGAAAAACACUGGAAAGACAGUUGCUGUUCUCCUGAAGGAUGACUACUUUGUAAGAGGUGCUGGACUGCCGGGGCGUUUUAAGGCUGAGAAGAUGGAGUUUCACUGGGGCCAUAGUAAUGGAUCAGCAGGCUCAGAACACAGCAUAAACGGCAGAAGGUUUCCUGUGGAGAUGCAGAUCUACCUUUACAAUUCAGAUGAUUUCGACAGCCUCAGCGCUGCCAUCAAAGAGAGACGCAUCAUUGCUGCCAUGGCCGUCUUCUUUGAGCUGGGUCAAAAAGACAAUCCAGCUGUGGACCCCAUCAUCCAUGGAUUGAAAGGAGUUGUGCAUCAUGAAAAGGAGACCAACCUCAGGUCGUUCAUCCUGAGGGAUUUGUUGCCAUCGUCAGUGGACAAUUAUUACCGAUACACCGGCUCUCUGACCACGCCACCCUGCAUCAAGGUGGUGGAGUGGAUCAUCUUGUCCAGGCCUGUGUAUCUGUCCCACUCUCAGCUGGAGGCCUUUUACUCCAUUUUUACAACGGAGCAACAGGACCAUGUCAAGUCUGUCGAAUACCUGAGGAACAACUUCCGGCCCUUGCAGGACCUGGACAAUAGGAAAGUCUAUAAAUCGGCUGUAAAAGACGCAUGGCAGAAAGAUUUAACUGAAAUCUUGGGAAGCCCUCACAGCACUGAGGCUUCAAGAGUGUGCAGCAGUGUCCCAGUAAACAUGAAGAUUCAGCCACUGAACCAGACAGCAUUGAUGGUGAGCUGGGAACGCCCUGUGACCGUCUACCACCCACCCAUCACCAGUUACAUGGUCUCUUACAGCUGGGUGAAACGUGAUGUUGCUGACGAAAAGACCUUCACCAAGACUGGGGACCAGAGCAUGAAAGCCGUCAUCACUAAUGUGUCCCCUGACGUCCUGUACCUGUUCAGAGUGCAGGCAGUGUGUCAGCAUGACCUGCGUAGUGAUUUCAGUCAAACACUGCUGUUCAGAGCUAAUACAACAAGAAUAUUUGAAGGGUCUCGGAUUGUGAAGACUGGGAUGCCCACAAUUUCUCCAGCGUCCUCGGCAGACAUGGCUCCCAUCAGCUCUGGUUCCUCCACUUGGACGUCCUCUGGCAUCCACUUCUCCAUUGUCUCUAUGGCAACAGGGAUGGGCCCCUCCUCUAGUGGCAGCCAGGCCACAGUGGCAUCAGUGGUGACAAGCACCUUGCUGGCAGGCUUGGGCGUGGGCGGAGGGGUCAUUUCUUCUUUGCCCAGCUCUGUUUGGCCCACACAGGUGCCCCAAGCCACGCAGAACCCCACCCGUCCAUCCGUCCCGCCUGCAAAGUCUAGCACCGAACAGGCAGCGCCCCAGGGCUCCGAGACAGACACCCCGUCUGAGGAAAAGCAGGCUGAACGUGAAGGCGAGGACGAGGAGAAAGAGAAGGAGGAGGAGAGAGGAGAGCAGGAGGAGGGAGAGGAUGAGAAGAAGAGAAAGAACAAGACUGCUCCCGGUAAUGAGGAAAAGCAAGCCAACAGCACUGUGGCCGAAGAGCCUUUAAUCCCCACCCCCGCGUCCACAGCCAAAGAGAAAGGAGAAGGGAAGCCUACGGUCAAAGGCACCACAGUACCCGCAAGCACCGGUGACGAUCAGUUGGUCAACGUAAAUCAGGAACCCACAGAUGUAAACGCGGUCUCCACUCAGGAGGCUGGUAAUGACACUGCAGAGAUGCAGAUUCCCCAGAGCUCCACAGUGUCUCCAAAGAUCAGUGAUGGCAAGAGUCUCUGGCCUUUCUCUGUCCACACUGACCGCACCAUCUUGUCCAACGUGACUCGAACCCCUCACCCGGGGAUGAGCAGGAUGGUGUGGAUCGUCCCCUUGGUGGUGGUGUCUGCUCUCACUCUGCUCUGCCUCAUAAUGCUACUGAUUGUGAUGGUCUACUGGAGAAUGACAAGCAUCUGCUCCCUCCUCUGCAUCAAGUACAGGAGAUUUUUCCAGACAGCUCACUUCUAUGUGGAGGAGAGCAGCUCUCCCCGGGUGGUGGCCAAUGAGAAUAUACCAAUCAUCCCCAUACCAGAUGACAUGGAGGCCAUCCCCGUUAAGCAUUUUAUUAAACACAUCAUGGAUCUCUACAAGAACAACCUGCAAGGUUUUUCUGAGGAGUUUGAGGAGGUCCAGCGCUCCAUAGCAGAUCUGAAAAUCACUGCAGAACACUCCAAUCAUCCCGACAACAAGCACAAAAACAGAUACAUCAACAUUGUGGCCUAUGACCACAGCAGGGUGAAAUUACGAGCUCUGGCGGGGAAAGAUGCCAAACAUUCAGAUUACAUCAAUGCCAACUACGUGGAUGGCUACAACCGGCCCAGAGCUUAUAUAGCUGCUCAGGGUCCUCUCAAGUCUACUUUCGAGGACUUUUGGAGGAUGGUGUGGGAGCAGAACACAGGAAUCAUCAUAAUGAUCACCAACCUGGUGGAGAAAGGGAGGAGGAAAUGUGACCAGUACUGGCCGACCGAGAACAGCGAGCAGUACGGGAACAUUGUGGUGACGCUGAAAAGCACCAAAGUGCACGCUUGCUACACACUGCGGCGUUUUCUUAUAAGAAACACUAAAGUUAAAAAGGGUCAGAAGGGGAACCCAAAAGGGAAGCUAAACGAGCGCAUCGUGGUCCAGUAUCACUACACUCAGUGGCCUGACAUGGGAGUACCAGAAUACACCCUCCCUGUCCUCACCUUCAUCAACCGCUCAUCAGCAGCUCGGGCUGCAGACAUGGGCCCUGUCCUGGUGCACUGCAGUGCAGGGGUUGGGCGCACAGGAACGUACAUCGUCAUUGACAGCAUGCUACAACAGAUCAAGGACAAAAGCACAGUCAGCGUCCUGGAUUUUCUCAAACAUAUCCGCACACAACGCAACUACCUAGUUCAGACUGAGGAGCAGUAUGUUUUCAUCCACGACGCUCUAAUGGAGGCCAUCAUGAGCAGAGAGACAGAGGUGCCCGCCUGGCAGCUGCACAGUUAUGUCAACAGCAUCCUCACGCCCAACUCGACAGGCCGCACACUGCUGGAGAAGCAGUUCAGGCUGCUGAGUCAGUGCAACGCACGCUUUGUGGAGUGCUUUAGUGCCCACAAAGACUGCAACAAGGAGAAGAACCGCAAUUCCUCAGUGGUUCCCUCGGAGCGAGCAAGGGUCGGACUCACCACUCUGCCUGGAAUGAAAGGAACAGAUUACAUUAAUGCGUCCUACGUAAUGGGUUACUUCAGGAGUAAUGAGUUCAUCGUUACCCAGCAUCCUUUACCCCACACCACCACAGACUUCUGGAGGAUGAUUUGGGACCAUAACGCUCAAAUUAUUGUCAUGUUGCCUGACAACCAAGGCCUGGCUGAGGAUGAAUUUGUUUAUUGGCCGAGUCGGGAGGAGGCCAUGAACUGCAUCGCCUUCACUGUCACACUUAUCAGUAAGGACAGGCUGUGCCUCUCCAAUGAGGAGCAGAUCAUCAUCCACGACUUCAUCCUAGAGGCCACACAGGAUGACUAUGUUCUGGAGGUGAGACAUUUUCAGUGCCCUAAAUGGCCCAACCCCGAUGCUCCUCUCAGCAGCACCUUCGAGCUCAUCAGUGUCAUCAAGGAGGAGGCUAUGACUCGAGAUGGGCCCACCAUCGUGCACGAUGAGUAUGGAGCCGUGUCAGCAGGCAUGCUCUGCGCCCUCACCACACUGUCCCAGCAGCUGGAGAACGAGGGGGUCGUCGACAUCUAUCAGGUGGCUAAGAUGAUCAAUAUCAUGAGGCCGGGAGUCUUCACUGAUAUAGAGCAGUACCAGUACCUUUACAAAGCCAUGCUCAGCCUGGUCAGUAACAGAGAGUGUGGCCUGAGCCCCAUGCACAUGGACACUAAUGGGUUGGUGGUGAUUGCAGACGAGUCGGACCCUGCAGAGAGCAUGGAGUCGCUUGUCUGAGGACGCUGUCACAGGCACUUAAUUUGUAAAAACUCGAGAAGUUUUCUGAGGCCUUUUUUUGCCAGACUAUUGAUUACAUGAAUAACCUUAUUACUUUUUAUACUGAUAAAGGUUUUUUGAUAUUUAUGUUUUUGUCCUUUAUUUCUUGUCUUAAAUGUUAUCCUGCUGAGCAUUUGCACCUGUUUAAGUUGACGUGAGGAAAAAGCAGCUCUGUCCAGUUUGCACUAUACUAUCAGUGUUACUGCCUAAAUCCAGUGAGUGAAGACGUUUCACAGUUAAAUCCUGGCAUCACAACACAAACCGGGAUCUUUGGACUGCAUUGAGAUAAGCAUGAAGACCAGGAUGAGUUAAAGCGAUCCACUUCCAAAAAAAGUCUCAAAACAACAACAUCACAUCACAACGCAGCCCAGCACGCAUUAUGUCACUUUGUCACCACGAUCAAACAAACUGUUUUGAGGCUCCGCUCCACCUGGGUGAAGCUCUUUAUCCCAUGUUAAGAGACUAUUUACCUGCUUAAUAUUCAUAUAUUGUCCAAAUAUCUCACUGCUGUCUUGUAUAAUGUACUUAUGGCUUAUUUUGUUAAAGUGUGUUACAUCUAAUGUGAACAUGUAUUGCUUUUUACGGGGAUUUUUGCCUUUGUGUACAGUGGGCCUUGGUGUAGAUUCAUAUUUUUUGAGAUUGUCAUGAAUAAUCUACAAAGCUCCCAUUUUUUUUUUCAUAAUUUGUUUUCAGCUUCUCUAAACUCAACUGUCAAGGCUCAACCGUUAACACAUGUAACGGGCAUCUGUAGUGACUACAUGUCAUGACUAUAUGUCAACAAAAAGUAUUCACCCCAUGCAGACUUUCGUUUUUUAUUGUUUUACAACAUUAAAUCACAGUGGAUGUAAUUAUGAUUUAUCAUUGUCACUGAUCAAUAGAAGAAACUACUUUAAUGUUAAAGUGAAAACAAAAGUCUACAAAUUGAUCUAAAUUCAUUACAAAUAGAAAAACAACUAUUCACCUUCUGGCAACAUUUACAGUGAGUAUGUGGAUAGCUUUGCACAUCUGGACAUGUUUGUUAUUGUAUGUCAUUCGUGUCAGUUUAAUGAGGACUGUGAGUGAACAGCAAAAUUUCAAGUUCUGCUACUUUUUCUGGACUGAAUUAAGGUCUUAGACUCUGACCCGGGCCACUCCAGGUCAUUACCAUUGUUCUUUUAAAGAUAUUACUGUGUAGCUGUGGCUUUAUAUUUGGGGUCAUUGGUUUGAUAAAAAAAAUGAAUAUUGUAGUUCUCUCACAUAGAGAAAUGGAGUUUGCUCCACGAUUUCUUUCUAUUUUACUCUAUUUGUUUUACACUCCACCUUUACAAGCCUUGAAUGGGCGUGUUGCAGAGAAGUAUCCUCACCAGGCCUUAUGACGAGGACAGUGUGUUUCUGCAGAUGUGCCGUGUUUGGCUUACACUAGUGAGAGCUCUUUAUGGUCUUACUAGUGCCCUUGCCCGUCUUCUCAACCCACUCAGUUGUUGAGGAUGAUUUUUAGAGCUGCGCCAUACUCCAAUUUUUAUAAUCGUAUUAGGGUUAUCCAGUGCCUUGGAAAUGUUCUUAUGUCCUUCCCCUGAUUAUUUUUAGUCUUUGCCAGGAAAUUGAUUAUCUGUUGGAUCCAGGCAUAUUCAACCUAAAAUAACUUGUCACACAAUGAUUACACACAGUUCAUCUUCUUUCAACCAGUCAAAAAGUGGCUGCAACAGUGAGGAUUUAGAACUUCUAGUGAAGUGAUGAAUGUGUGCAAUCAGCUGUUUUCAAUUUUUUUUUUAUUUUACAUCUACUCCGUUUACUCAAUCAUGUCUUUUUCUUUUGAUUGAUGUAAAAAAAAAUCCUAAUUACAUCUACUGUAAUUCAAAGUUUUAAAUAAAUAAAACUUGAAAAGUUCUAAAGGAGGUGAAUACUUUCUGAUUGGCACUGUAGUUGCUUGUUAGGGUUGGGGGGGGGGGGAUGCCUUUUUUUUGUAACCAAAGAUGUGGUUCCAGUUUGCAACAUGUAAGUGGUUUUGUCCUGAGAUGUAUUUAAUCAACUAGAAUUUAAAAUCAAAAUUGUUUAAUCUUGCCGUGCAGAUUAUCAUGUCAGAGGUGUGAACUGAACAAGAGUUAAGCAUGUUUCGGUUCCAGCCUCAGGGUACAAGAUUUUAAACCGUAAAAUAUAUUUUAUGUGGGCUUAUAUUCUGUCUCGGAACUUUUUUGUGACUUUUAAUUAUAAGCCCUUUCAACCCUGAUCAUUCCUCUCUCUUGAUUGAUUUAUGUGCAUUCUCAUACUCUGAUGAAUACCUUUUUUUUCUGUGAACACCCACUUCUCUGACAAAGGGGAGUUUGCUAAAUUCAGUGAAAACUCUCCAACAUUUGGAGAAAAGUCCAAUUGCUGAUCACUUAGCUCUGCAACAAAACUUUUUUUGCAGCAACUGUUAAGGUUUUUCUUUUGUAUGAAUGCCGACGCCCUUUCUGUUUAUUUCUACGCUCGUUGAGUGGCUGCACACAUUUACUUAAAAAAACAAAUGUCUUUGACUUUAAUGUAAUCUUUGUGAUCAUAGAAGUUUAUAUUUUCAUACAAAGAUUUGGUUUGUAUAGUAGCCCUGUUACCGAUUGUACUUUUGUGGGAAAUUUAUUAUCUUAAUCUCCACAGCAAAAUCCCCACAGUCAUACCUGCCCCUCUGAGGUCCAUGCUGACAUUUAAACCAGAAAUUUUGCUGACAUUUGUUCAACAGUCCAGGGAUCCAGUGUGUUACCCUCAGUGCAUUUCCGCCAGGUUGGUAGUGAAGUUUAUUUUGUAACUUAAAUAAAUAAUCAAAUGGUUUUGUCCAUCAAAUCACAUGUUUAUAUGAUAGAAUCAUAGCCAUAUACUUCUAUGAUGCUGUCAUAUACCAUAUUGUAGUGUAAUAGUGGUAUUUAAUAGCUAUAUUGUAUUGCUAUUCAUGAAAUAAAGUUUGGGUUUGGGUGCACAGCAUCCUUGUAUAACAUGCAA